AUGAAGGAAAACACGCUGUUCAAAUUGGACCUUUUGCAGGCCCACUAUUUACAAAAACCUGCGAGGUUUGGUGUUACCAAACAAAUGUUAAGAUCUGAGAAAUACCAGUCUAAGAAAUCAAGUGAGAGAGAAAACUCUAAACGGGUUGAAAAAAGUAAGCAUAAACUGCUCCAACUUUCCAGAGAGGAGGCGUUUAAUCUUAUAAAACAAUUUCAAAAUGAAGCUUUUGACAAAAAAGUCCACUUCCUUCAAACUGAUCUGCACAGGGUGAUUUUCCGAGUCUUGAAGAAGGAAAGACAGAGGUUGGCCAAUAAGUUGGAUUUGGAGGAGGAUGGAAAUAAGGAUGAGGAGAAGGGAAAGGCCAAGACGCUCAUAGACAAGAUCGAUUCACUAUUGGCGAAAGACUCCUCUCUUUUGAGUACGAAUAUCAAGCAUAAAAUAUUCAAGGUCAUCUUGAAGGCAUUUCCGGAUAAAGUCAAUCUUAAAGAAAGUAAAUUUGAAGGAUUGUCUGAACCUAAUAUAGAAUUUCUGAAAACUAUGAAGGAAACCAACCCAUAUCUAACUAAUGGAGACCAGCUGAACAAUUUAUUGUCUAAUGUGUAUUCCGAUAAGGCAGUUAAGGAGUCACUGAACAAAAUAAACACGUUGGAAUUAGUAUGGGGUCCAAAGAAGGACAAUAGAGAAAACAAAUCAGAUAUGGAAGGUUUUGAAGAUGAGAAUAGUGAGUAUGAAGAGGUUAGUGAUGAAGAUAGCAAAAGCGAUGGGGAGGAAAAAAGGGUGAGUAAAGAAUUACAACAGGCGGAUAUUGAGGCCAUUUAUGAUAAUUACAAAGAUGGGCUUGUUGCCUCCUCUGACGAAGAACAAGAAGGAGAAGGUGACGAUGUUCCUUACUUAGAUCCCAAUGUUAACUACAAUGAAAUUACAGAUGAAGAGCCCAGCGAAGAGGAGAUUGACGUCGACAUUGAUGAUGAUGAAGAAGUAGAAAAUGGAGAUGCUGAUGCUGGUGAUCGUAAUCAGAAGAGUUUGAAGAAAAGGGACAAUGAGCCGAUCGAAGAAGAUGAUUUUUUCUCUCCUCACGAACCACAAAGUAAAAAGCAAAAGAACACAAAUGAAGGACUUGGUUUGAAAGAUAUCCAACUGCCAAAACUUGCGACUGGAUAUUACUCGGGAGGAGAAAGCGAUGAAGACACCCGGGAUUCCCUAGUAGAUGAGAUCACUGCUCCACGUAAGAAUCGUCGUGGCCAACGAGCUAGACAGAAGAUUUGGGAGAAGAAGUACGGCUCAAAGGCCAAACACGUUCAGAAGGAGCACGAAAGGUCGAAAUCAGAAAGAGAAAGACUAAGGAUUGAAUACGAGCAGCGUGCUGCAAAGAGAGCUGAGAAGCAAAAGAUACGGGAUAUGAAGGAACGUGAAUUACAAGAGAAGAAGGUGCAACAAACCGAGAAAAAGCAAACAUUACAUCCUUCUUGGGAGGCAAAACUGAAGCAGAAGGAAUCAUUGAAUGCCAAAUUUUCAGGUAAGAAGAUCACAUUUGAUUGA
Molecule: messenger RNA, 1539 nt
Organism: Pichia kudriavzevii
Lineage: Eukaryota; Fungi; Ascomycota; Pichiomycetes; Pichiales; Pichiaceae
Exons: 1
Coding region: 1-1539 (512 amino acids)
Biological process (GO): maturation of SSU-rRNA
Cellular component (GO): 90S preribosome; nucleus
Source: RefSeq, a predicted model, not a curated record